Messenger RNA from Solanum pennellii, 727 nucleotides. Its product is annotated as dirigent protein 1-like. The coding region runs from base 118 to 681 and encodes 187 amino acids. The record is from RefSeq and is a predicted model, not a curated record. NCBI's taxonomy places the organism in Eukaryota, Viridiplantae, Streptophyta, Magnoliopsida, Solanales, Solanaceae. The transcript has a single exon.
AAUAAAAAUCAUCGGCUAUUAGUGGAGAUUUGUAGUUGAAGCCAAGUUGCUUCAAGUAUUCUUUAUAUAUCUUUGUUUCUUUCCAAAUUCUUAUCAAUUCCUACAAAUAAGAGAGAAAUGGAGAAGCAAAUAGUCAUUGGAUUAAUAAGCUUGUUAAUACUAUUAACAAUUGCCACAGCAGAUAAAAGCCCAAAAGCAGUAGAAAAAUGGUUCAAAAAUCUCCCUUAUGCAAAGACCAAAACCACCAAAUUUCACUUCUACUUUCAUGAAAUUUUUGGAGGAGAUAACCAAACAGCUCCUAUAAUUGCUCAAGCCAACAACACUACAGCUCAAUCACCUACAUUCUUUGGCAUGUUGAGAAUGUUCGACAACCCGUUGACUGUUGGGCCGGAUCCUAAUUCGAAACAAGUGGGCCGAGCCCAGGGAAUCCAUGGAUCUCCAUCAUUGAGUGAGUUGGCCUUAUUUUUCGACUUCAAUUUUGUGUUCACUGAUGGGCCUUAUAAUGGUACUACUUUGAGUGUGAUGGGCCGGGUCGCUGAAUCGCAAGAAUACAGAGAACUGUCGAUUAUUGGUGGAUCUGGAAUUUUCCGGCUUGCUAAGGGUGUUGCUACUGGGAAGACUUAUUUUUCUAACGAUAAACUUGUUAUUGUUGAGUAUAAUCUUAUAAUAAUUCAUUAUUGAAUUGUUGUUUCAAGUCAACUUAUAUAAUUGCUACUAGUUUAUUGAU